Messenger RNA from Heterobasidion irregulare TC 32-1, 434 nucleotides. RefSeq lists its product as uncharacterized. NCBI's taxonomy places the organism in Eukaryota, Fungi, Basidiomycota, Agaricomycetes, Russulales, Bondarzewiaceae. The record is from RefSeq and is a predicted model, not a curated record. Bases 37 to 393 code for a protein of 118 amino acids. The transcript has a single exon.
GUGCGCCGCCGAUGCCGUGCGACGCGACGCGAUGCGAUGCGGUGCGGUGCGAUGCGGUGGUGGGUUGACACGGUGCGGUGCGGUGCGGCGUGGCCGUGCACGUGCGCUUGCGCUGUGUACAGGCCAGGGGCGCGCGCGGUGGGAGAGCGUGACGCGGGCGAGGAGCGCUGGGAUCGAAGAGACGCCGGGGUGCGGACUAGUGGCGCUGCGCCGGACGCGCGUGCCGUUGUGUUUGCGCUGUGUUUGCCGUUCGUCGAGGGCGUCGGGUCGGGUCUGGUCCGGGUCAGGCCCACGGGAGCCCACAGGGGAGGGUCAACUGAUAGUGUGGUGGCGCUCGGACGAGAAAGGAAGGAAGGUUCCAGGGAACUAGAUCCGAUGACGCAUGUAUCAUAAUAGCUCGCUGUGCCGUGCAUGCAGUUCGUAGCUGGCCGCUC